Molecule: messenger RNA, 2924 nt
Organism: Bradysia coprophila
Lineage: Eukaryota; Metazoa; Arthropoda; Insecta; Diptera; Sciaridae
Gene: Marf
Product: Mitochondrial assembly regulatory factor
Biological process (GO): mitochondrion localization; mitochondrial fusion
Cellular component (GO): mitochondrial outer membrane
Molecular function (GO): GTPase activity; GTP binding
Source: RefSeq, a predicted model, not a curated record
AAAACUGUCGAUUGAAGUGUCAAAAGUGGCAAUUCUCCUCGUUACAUCACGUUUUUUGAUUAACAGAGAGUUUUAGGUCGAAAAUUUACUUGAAAAUGUUAAAUAAUUUACAGUCAAUUGUUUAGAUAUCGCUGAAUAAAUAGACUCAAGCGAAUUCUGACCAUUGAGAAUAAUUAAAAAUGAACGAUAGUAAACAGUUUAUCGUCAGCUUCGUACAAUAAAUUGUUUCCUUUAAAUUUUCCUUUUCGUUAUUUUAAAUUGAACUGUGCAUCGCAAUUACGUAUAUUAUAUUUGCAACACUAAUUUUAAGUCAAGUUGAUCCUAUUAUUAUUUUGCGUCUUACGCGCAGUUAACAUUUUAAAAGAACCAUCCAAAUCAUUUAUCGGACGAAUAAAAAAAAAUUGAAAAUUCUAAACAAAAACUUUAAAAAUAAUGGCGGCAUAUUUGAAUCGUACCAUAUCGCUGGUCACUGGUAAUGGGACUUCUUCAUCGACAUACGAUGCAAACUCGUUGACGGAUUCACCGCGUAAUUUACACAACACAUCCACCGAAAAUUCUCCGCUCCAGGUUUUUGUACGAGCUAAAAAACGGAUCAACGACAUCUUCGGUGAAAUCGAGGAGUACGUGGUGGAAACAGCUCGCUUCAUUGAUGAACAUCCGGCCGAAGUGAAAAUUGUCGACGUAGAAGAAUCACAACAGUUCCAAAGCUAUGUGCAGAAAGUGGCUGGAAUACGAUCGGUACUAUCGCGAGAUCACAUGAAAGUUGCAUUUUUCGGCCGAACAUCGAAUGGAAAGAGUUCGGUUAUCAAUGCUAUGUUAAGAGAACGGAUACUUCCGUCCGGAAUCGGUCAUACGACAAACUGUUUCUGUCAGGUCGAAGGUGUGGACGGAAAGGAGGCAUACCUGGUCAAAGAGGAUUCGGACGAGAAAUUGAAUGUCAUCAACAUCAAACAGCUUGCCAACGCAUUGUGCCAGGAGAAGUUGAGCGAAAGUUCGUUGGUGAGAAUAUUUUGGCCGCGAGAACGUUGUAGUUUAUUGCGCGACGAUGUCGUUUUUGUCGAUUCACCUGGCGUUGACGUUUCACCAAAUUUGGACGAUUGGAUUGAUAAUCACUGCCUGAACGCUGAUGUCUUUGUACUAGUUUUAAAUGCCGAAUCUACGAUGACUUUAGCGGAAAAAUCUUUCUUCCACGAAGUUUCAAAGCGAUUGUCGAAACCGAACAUUUUUGUCCUGAACAAUCGAUGGGAUGCAUCUGCCUGUGAACCGGAGUUCCAAGAGUCGGUUAAAGCCCAGCACCAGGAACGUUGCGUUGACUUCUUGGUAAAGGAACUUAAAGUCAACACCACAAAAGAAGCCGAAGAACGAGUGUUUUUCGUGUCAGCUCGGGAAACCCUACAGGCUCGAAUCCAAGAAGCAGCUGGCCAACCAGCAAACACUGGAGCACUGGCUGAAGGAUUCCAGACGCGCUACUUCGAAUUCCAGGAUUUCGAACGCAAAUUUGAGGAAUGCAUUUCGAAGAGUGCGGUUAAAACAAAAUUCGAACAGCACAGCUCCCGAGGAAAGAGUAUUGCUCGCGACAUGCGAGCCAUGCUCGAUGGAAUCUACGAGCGUGCCGGUGUGAUUAGGAACCAAAAAAUGGACCAGAAAAAACAGUUAACCGAUCGAAUAGCCAGCACCGAACAGCAUCUGAUGAGCGUGACGCGUGAAAUGAAAUUGAAAAUUCACAACAUGGUGGAAGAGGUGGAACAGAAAGUGUCCAAGGCAUUGAAUGAAGAGAUCUGGCGUCUAAGCGUACUAGUCGAUGAGUUUAAUUUACCGUUCCACACGGAACCGCUGGUGAUGAACGUUUACAAGAAAGAAAUCAAUGCGCAUGUGGAAACUGGACUUGGAUCGAAUUUACGGUCAAGAUUGUCGACAGCAUUGGCUAUGAAUGUGGAAACAGCUCAACGAGAGAUGACCGAACGUAUGCACGCCCUGGUACCCAACGAAAAGGUUUCGCUGCAAACGAAACAGAUCAUGACCCGACCGCAACCAUUCGAAAUGUUCUACACACUCAACUGUCAAAAUCUCUGUUCCGAUUUCCAAGAGGACCUCGAAUUCCGUUUCUCAUGGGGCAUAACGGCCAUGAUUCAACGUUUCACCGGCAAAUCGAAAACCGUCAGCAAAGGUGCAAUACUGAACAAUCACAACAGCAGCAGCAACGUCCCGAAACUAAUGUCACCGAUGGCAAAUGAGCCCAGUUCACCGAUGUGCCUUAUGCCUCAAUCAGGAAUCACACCCGAACAAUUGUCGCUGAUAUCACGAUUUGCUGUGGCGUCGAUUGGUUCGCAGGGAACAGUUGGAGGACUGCUGGUUGGCGGUUUGCUCCUCAAAACAAUCGGUUGGCGUGUAUUGGUUGGUGUUGGAGCUCUAUACGGCUGUGUUUAUUUCUACGAAAGAUUGUCAUGGACUAACACCGCUAAGGAACGGACAUUUAAGAGCCAAUACGUACAGCAUGCAACCAGAAAAUUGAAACUUAUUGUAGAUCUAACAUCGGCGAACUGCAGUCAUCAAGUGCAGCAAGAACUCUCCAGCACAUUCGCUCGACUAUGUCGUGUCGUCGAUGCCGCCACAACUGACAUGAACGAAGAGCUAAAACAAAUCGAAGGCAGCUUAACAGUAUUGGAAUCGAAUCAGAAGCAAAUCAAAAUGUUGAAAAAUAAGGCCAACUACAUAACAAACGAGCUGGAGAUAUUCGAAGCCAAUUACAUUAAAUCCAAUUGAAGUGGAAACGAAGUGGCGUUGUAUAGUGCGCGACGACGAAAUUAGUUUUUGUUUGUUAAUAUUAAAGAAAAAUUAAAAAGAUGAAGUGAAAUGGAAGGUACGCUACUACUACUUGUUAUAUAGAUAGAAUUUUCUUUUAAAUAAAUGGUGAGAAAAGUACC